Cicer arietinum (chickpea) is the source of this 1081-nucleotide messenger RNA. RefSeq lists its product as uncharacterized. Gene Ontology annotation, molecular function: nucleic acid binding; 3'-5' exonuclease activity. Gene Ontology annotation, biological process: rRNA processing. Gene Ontology annotation, cellular component: nucleus. NCBI's taxonomy places the organism in Eukaryota, Viridiplantae, Streptophyta, Magnoliopsida, Fabales, Fabaceae. The record is from RefSeq and is a predicted model, not a curated record.
CCCCUUCACCUGGUGGUGCCAGUUACUUCCUACUAACUCUAAAAAAAAUAGGGCAAGUAAUCCUCACGUCAUAAAAAAAAAAUCCUCACGUUGUGGCGGCCAACCAAUGAAGAAAUCCAAGCAAACUCAUAUGAACCCUAAUUGGGCUCAACUCCAACAAAAGCUGAAUCUUAAUAGCUCAAAAGCUUCAAGGACCCUCAAUGAUUUUGAAGAAGACAUGCCUAAAUCAAUAUUGGGGAAACGUAAAGAGAGGAUAGAUGAUGAUGAUGAUGAUUGCGAGAUUAACCCUCUUCAUCCUGUAAAUGAUGAUGCAAGUCUGACAGAUGCUGUGGCCAUGGAUUGUGAAAUGGUUGGGGUUGGUAAUGGAAACAAAAGUGCUCUUGGAAGAGUAACACUGGUUAACAAGUGGGGUAAUGUUAUUUACGACGAGUUUGUACGGCCAAUGGAGCGAGUUGUUGACUUCCGGACCAGAAUUAGUGGCAUAAGACCUCGAGAUCUGAGAAAAGCAAAGGAUUUUUGUACUGCUCAGAAGAAGGUGGCAGAGUUGAUCAAAGGAAGGAUCCUUGUAGGUCAUGCCUUGUCCAAUGAUCUUAAGGCAUUGUUAUUAAGUCAUCCCAAAAAGGAUAUACGAGAUACCUCCGAGUACCAACCAUUUCUAAAGUCAAGUAGUAGAGUAGCAUUGCGGCAUCUCGCUGCGGAACAUCUUGGUGCGAAGAUUCAAUCAGGAGAGCACUGCCCGAUAGACGAUGCCCGUGCUGCUAUGUUGCUUUACCAAAGAAACAGAAAAGAAUGGGAGAAGAGCUUAAAAGACAACUUUCGGACCAAACCGAAUAAAAAGAAACGGAAGAAGAAAACAGAUACAAAAGAAUGAAGACAUACUUCAAAAGCAAACCAUGCUGGAAUUGUAUCAUAGCAUUGGCUGCCUUUUAUUCAAAAACAUUUUUGUUAGGGACCCUAUCCUUCAAUGGUUAUUGUAUUGCUUAAAUUGAAUGAGAACUAAAAAGUUAGAAGGGAAAAAACAGUUUUUCAGAAUUACUUUAAGAUCAGUAUUUGCAUGGUCUCACUUUUGUUCUGUUUUGCA